Messenger RNA from Sugiyamaella lignohabitans, 1410 nucleotides. RefSeq names its product serine/threonine protein kinase RCK2 (gene RCK2). The transcript has a single exon. NCBI's taxonomy places the organism in Eukaryota, Fungi, Ascomycota, Dipodascomycetes, Dipodascales, Trichomonascaceae. The record is from RefSeq and is a predicted model, not a curated record. The coding region runs from base 1 to 1410 and encodes 469 amino acids. Gene Ontology annotation, molecular function: ATP binding; protein kinase activity. Gene Ontology annotation, biological process: protein phosphorylation.
AUGCGACAGUUGAACCACAAGAAUGUGGUGGAGCUGAUUGACUUUAAAGAGACCAAGGACCACUAUUUUAUUGUGCUGGAGCUGAUUCCAGGCGGUGAGCUGUUCCACCAGAUCGUGCGGUUGACGUAUUUUUCAGAAGACCUGGCGCGCCAUGUGAUAGUACAGGUGGCCGAGGCGGUUCGGUAUUUGCAUGAGGUGGCUGGCGUGGUUCAUAGAGACAUUAAGCCUGAGAACCUGCUGUUUUACCCUAUAGAUUUCAUUCCGUCGAAAAAUAAGACCAUUCGUAAGGGCGAAGACGAGUCCAAAGAGGACGAGGGCCAGUUUGUUCCGGGACUGGGCGCGGGCGGCAUCGGCGUGAUCAAACUGGCUGAUUUCGGGCUUUCAAAGGUCAUUUGGGACUCGAAAACAAUGACUCCUUGUGGAACCGUUGGUUAUACAGCUCCGGAAAUUGUUAAAGAUGAACGAUAUUCAAAGAGUGUAGACAUGUGGGCUCUGGGAUGUGUGCUAUAUACAGUUUUGUGUGGAUUUCCUCCAUUUUACGAUGAGAGCAUUGAAGUUCUGACUGAAAAGGUCGCCAAGGGCCAGUACACGUUUCUCAGUCCUUGGUGGGACGAGAUUAGUGCUGGAGCUAAAGAUUUGGUCAGUCAUUUGUUGACAGUGGAUCCUGACUCGAGAUAUACCAUUGAUCAGUUUUUACAGCACCCGUGGAUCACAGGAGCUACAUCACGCCAUGCCGGGCCUGCAGCAGUGGCAGCAGCUGCUACGGCUAGUACUGGUAUAGUUGGAUCGACUGGAAACAGUCUUGGCGUGAUUCCCGAGAUUAAGUUUACUGGAUCUAAUAACAGUGUAGGUACUGCUACCACCGAUAUUACCAUGAUCAACGCGGUUCCUGAGAGAUCGCAAGCAGCAUCUGCCUCGACUAAAGAAUUCCCCACGCCAGUAGUGGCUACAUUGAAGGAAGUGUUUGACGUGUCGAAUGCUGUUCAUCGGAUGGAAGAAGAAAACGCUCGAAACAAUAGAUGGAAGGGUAGAUUCCAAGAUAACUUGCUUGAAGAAGAAGAAGAAGAAGAAGAAGAGGAAGACGACACUGCCGGACAUGGCAGCGUCACUCAUAACGAGUAUACUAUGGAUGUAGAGCCUGCAUAUAACGAUCCGUCACUAGACGGAGUUGAGCAGAAACUGCAGCGAGUAUCAGUGAGUAAAGCUGUUCCUAUUUCCACGACAUCUUCGAAGACCAAAGCCAGUCAUGCUGUACCACGAUCGUCGCGAAAGCCUCAUAACCAUCAACAUCAUCACGGACCGCUGGCUACUGGCGGUCUUUUUGAACUUCAUCUGGAAGGAGCUACUUUAAUAGAGAGGAGAAAACGGGCUGGCAAACAGCCACCCAUUACUCACUCGCUAGUUACCUAA